Serinus canaria (Common canary) is the source of this 2312-nucleotide messenger RNA. It is a transcript of the gene S1PR2, whose product is annotated as sphingosine-1-phosphate receptor 2. NCBI's taxonomy places the organism in Eukaryota, Metazoa, Chordata, Aves, Passeriformes, Fringillidae. Gene Ontology annotation, cellular component: membrane. Gene Ontology annotation, molecular function: sphingosine-1-phosphate receptor activity. Gene Ontology annotation, biological process: sphingosine-1-phosphate receptor signaling pathway. The transcript has 2 exons. The record is from RefSeq and is a predicted model, not a curated record. The coding region runs from base 76 to 1410 and encodes 444 amino acids.
CCUGUCCCGGAAUCUGGGGAGAGGGGACACGGGACCGGGGGUGAGGACACAGGGACCCAGCGGUGACAUCCCCCGAUGUCCCCACCCCUCGCUUUUCCAGCCCCCCGGGGUGCCCCGCCCCAUUGCCCCCGGGAUGUCUGUCACCUCCUGCCACCCGGUGUCACCUCCUGCCACCCGGUGUCACCACAGGCGCCGCCGCCGCCUGGAUUUCCCCCGGAUGUGCGCCCAGAUGUGCCCCCCCCCGCCCCGUUCUCCCACUGCCACCUUGCCGUGAGUGACAGCCCUGUGGAAGGACACAGGAGCCAUGUCCCGGCGGCGCUGAGCCACGUCAUCGUCGCCGUCCCCGUCACCGCCAUGGGGAGCAUCUACAAGGAAUAUUUCAACCGCGACAAGAUCCGCGAGCACUACAACUUCACCAAGGGCGACGGCGAGAGCGCGGCGCCCUCGCGCUGGGUGGGCUCCGUCCUCAUCGUCGUCCUCUGCUGCGUCAUCGUGCUGGAGAACCUGCUGGUGCUGGUGUCCAUCUGCCGCAACAAGCGCCUGCACCUGGCCAUGUACAUCUUCAUCGGCAACCUGGCGGCCUCGGACCUGCUGGCCGGCACGGCCUUCAUGGUCAACACGCUGCUGUCGGGCAGCACCACCUUCAGCCUGACGCCCGUGCAGUGGUUCGUGCGCGAGGGCACGGCCUUCGCCACGCUGGCCGCCUCGGUGUUCAGCCUGCUGGCCAUCGCCAUCGAGCGGCACGUGGCCAUCACCAAGGUGAAGGUGUACAGCAGCGACAAGAACUGCCGCAUGGUGCUGCUGAUCGGCGCCUGCUGGGUGAUCGCCGGCGCCAUCGGCAGCCUGCCCAUCAUGGGCUGGAACUGCAUCAGCGACCUGGGCGACUGCUCCACCGUGCUGCCGCUCUACUCCAAGCGCUACGUGCUCUUCGUCACCACCAUCUUCACGCUCAUCCUCAUGGCCAUCGUGGGGCUCUACACGCGCAUCUACUGCAUCGUCCGCUCCAGCCACGCCGAGAUCGCCUCGGCGCAGACGCUGGCCUUGCUCAAGACCGUCACCAUCGUGCUGGGCGCCUUCAUCGUCUGCUGGCUGCCCGCCUUCAUCAUCCUCCUGAUGGACGCCUCGUGCCCCGUGCGCGCCUGCCGGGUGCUCUACAGCGCCAAUUAUUUCUUCGCCUUCGCCACGCUCAACUCGGCGGCCAACCCGGUGAUCUACAUGCUGCGCAGCAAGGACAUGCGCGGCGAGUUCCUGCGCGUGCUCUGCUGCUGCGGCCGCGCCCGCCGCGGGCAGCCCCCCGGCCGGGCGGGGGUCCCGCUGCGCACGUCCAGCUCGCUGGACAGGGGCCCGGCCGGCCCCGCGGCCGAGCUGCCCACGGCGCCGCUGACCCGCGAGUGCACCACGUCCGUGUGAGGGUGGGCGCGGGCUGGGGGCCAUGCUGGGGUGACAGGGGGGUUCGUGGGCAGGGGUGUCCUCUGGGGGGUCAGGGGACGUGGCGUGGACACCCUGUGGACACCCCAUGGUCACCCCAUGGUCACCCUGGGGACACCCCGUGGACACCCCAUGGACACCCCAUGGUCACCCCAUGGCCACCCCGUGGACACCCCAUGGACACCCCGUGGUCACCCCAUGGCCACCCUGGGGACACCCCGUGGCCACCCCCCGGUGGACGACCCAUGGCUUCAUGGACAUCCUGUGGAUACCCCACGGCCUCAGGGCCACCCUGUGGAUCUCCACGGACACCCCACGGCCUCGUGGACACCCCAGGGCCACCCUGUGGACACCCCAUUGCCACCCUAGGGCCACCCUGGGGACACCCCAUGGCCACCCUGGGGACAGCCCAAGGUCACCCCAUGGCCUCCUCGAGGCCACCCCGCGGCCCCAGGGCCGCCCCACGGUACGAGCGGAGCGGUUCCCCCGUGGUUCCCCCGCGGUUCCCCAGGUACGGAUGCACACCUGGCCCCCCCCGGGGCUCUCCCCGUUGUCCCCGUCCCCGCCGGCGCUCCGUGUGCCCGGACACGCGUGGGGCCCUUCCCACGCCCUGCCCGAGCCCCGGGGCCGCCGCCGGACCUGUCGGGCGAGUCCUGGGGCCCCUCCCGUGCCCGUGGGCGGCUCCCGCCGCGUUCCCACCGGGACAGACCGGGAUCGGCCCGGGGGGGCUCCGGGGACCCCCGAAAUCCGGGAUUUCCCCCCGCGCUGGUGCGCGGGGCCGGGGGCUCAUCCCAGUGCGGCCGGAUCCGCCGGGAUCCCCCCCGAAAUCCCCGGGAUUUGCCCCAAAAUGCUCCUCCCGUUGUAUUAAACGAUUUUUUUUUUUC